Messenger RNA from Closterium sp. NIES-65, 1035 nucleotides. The record is from the annotation of a GenBank genome assembly. NCBI's taxonomy places the organism in Eukaryota, Viridiplantae, Streptophyta, Zygnematophyceae, Desmidiales, Closteriaceae.
AUGUGCUACGGAAUCCUCUACGGUGUCUCGGAGGCCACGCUGAAGAAGUAUCGCGGUUGGGCCAACGAGUACAAGCGGUUCAUGGCCCACGAGCUGCCUAAACUGGACGCGGGUAGGUUUGGUGAUGAGGCCGCGCUGAGAAACGCGAACCCGGACGAGAUUGGGGCCGCGCUCGAACAGAACAUGGGUGGUGACUGGAAGAUGGCGGAGGGCGACGAGCAGUGGUUCCACGGCCCUGAGACGAAUCCGUGGCGCUUACGCAAAUACGUGACCUUCCUCGCGAACGAGACAGUCGCGCAGGCGGACAGGAUGGCCACACUCAAGCGGCCGCAGAAGACCUUGAAGAAGAGACGCCAGUGCACCCCAGCAAUGCUGAUGGGGCGUCUCAAGGCUUUGAACCUGCUCAUCAAGCUGGACGGGGCGAUCUUCAGGAAGCCCGUUCUGAACCUGCUGCGCGACUUUGCAGAGUGUCGCAUCUGGGUCCGCGUUCAAGUACGCGACCAAUACAAGCGGUUUAUCGCGACGGGCAAGACAAACAAAGACUUCUCGCUCAACUACAUAUCUGCUGUGAGGCACAUAGAUUGGACGAUGUGCGCGGUCGGAGCGACGCUGCUGUGGCUGCACUGGGUGUACGACUUGGUUCCCAUCCUCUACGAGGACAUAGCCCCCCCUCUCGACUUCACGGAACCCUCCACGUGGUACGAUCAAUAUCUGUUCUUCCCCCUUCGCGCGGGCAACGAGAAGCAAAUACCGCCCACGACUCAUCACGACUGGGCGGCGAAAAUUCUCCAGGACGCGGGAAUCACAUGCUCGCGUGCGGUUCACGCGACCAGGGCUGGGGGGGCGCAGCACGCGUCCGCGGACGGAAUGCCUUCGGAUCAGCUGGCGAGGCUGGGGGGCUGGCGGUUCAUCGACGUGAUGACUAAGCACAUGAGCUCAGCAACCUGGGCACCCGGAGCCACUUUCUGCCGCGCAUCCCGUUUCAGCCCCAUCACCCUCACAGCGUUCAUGCCUUGCAUUGCACGUGCAAGUUGA